CGCCGCCGCGCCGCGCCUCGCCUCGCCAUGGUGGAGCGCGGAGACGCGGCGCCGCUGCUGCGCUGGGCCGAGGGCCCCGCCGUCUCCCCGCCGCGGGCCCCGGUCCCGCAGGCUGGAGGCCGGGGAUGGGGCGGCGGUGGGGGCGGCUGGGCGGCCGCGGAGCCUCCGAGGAGGCGGGAGCCCGAGGAGCUGCGGCAACCGGGGCGCCUCGAGCUGGGCGACGUGGAGGAGGACCAGGUGGUGGCCGUGUUCGUGGUCACCUUCGAUCCCCGCUCGGGAAACAUGGUGGAAUGGUGCUUACCCCAAGAUAUUGACCUUGAAGGUGUGGAGUUCAAGUCUAUGGCCAGCGGAUCUCAUAAAAUUGAGUCUGAUUUCAUCUAUUUCCGGAAGGGGCCCUUCUUCGGCCUGGCCUGCUUCGCCAACAUGCCAGUGGAAAGCGAGCUGGAGCGUGGCGCCCGGAUGAAGUCCGUGGGCAUCCUGUCUCCAUCCUACACCCUGCUGUACCGGCACAUGCACUUCCUGGAGAACCAAGUUAGACAUCAGCUGGAGACCCCGGGUCAUUACUCUCACCUGGCUGCCUUCUAUGAGGACAAGAAGGGGGUGCUCCACGCCGGUCCGGGGAGAGGUGGCAGCCUGCCCCCCGUCUACUGGCUGCCUUCCAUCCACCGAUACAUGUACCCCGAGAUGAAGAUAACACACCCGGCUGGCUGCAUGUCUCAGUUUAUUAAGUUCUUUGGCGAACAGAUCCUCAUCCUUUGGAAAUUUGCCUUACUUCGAAAGCGCAUUUUGAUAUUUUCUCCCCCUCCAGUGGGCGUUGUAUGCUAUAGAGUGUACUGCUGCUGCUGCCUGGCCAACGUCUCCCUGCCUGGCAUUGGGGGCACCGUGCCCGAGUCCAAGCCUUUCUUCUACGUGAACGUGGCCGACAUCGAGACCCUGGAGGUAGAGGUGUCUUAUGUGGCCUGCACCACGGAGAAGAUUUUCGAGGAGAAGCGGGAGCUCUACGACGUCUACGUGGACAACCAGAACGUGAAGACGCACCACGACCACCUGCAGCCGCUGCUGAAGAUCAACAGCGCCGACCGGGAGAAGUACCGGCGGCUCAACGAGCAGAGGCAGAUGCUAUUAUAUUCCCAGGAGGUGGAAGAAGAUUACAACCCUUGUGAAGAGGACCUCUUUGUGCUGUUUUUCCUUGAGCAAAACAACCGGAUAUUUCAGACUUUGUUGGAGGUGUCUGCCAGUCAAGACAAAACUUUGACAGCCGAGCAUGCUCGGGGCAUGGGUUUAGACCCCCAGGGAGACCGGAGUUUUCUUAUGGACCUGCUGGAGGCCUACGGCAUUGACGUCAUGUUGGUCAUUGACAACCCCUGUUGCCCAUAAGGAUGAGCUGCUAUCACGCGGGGAUGGCCUGAUUUCUAAUUGACACACAGGAGUAUUUAUACUUCCAACAAAUGUAAUUUUUGCAUCUCCUUUCUUCCCUUCUUCCCAAGAGGUAAGAUGAGAGCGCCUUGAUUUUGGAGGUCGUUGGAAGCUACCACUUUCCGAGCUGCUGCUGGGUUCAGACUUAGGACGUAUCAAGGCAGCCUCUCUCAUCUCCUCAUGAUUGACUUGAGGUGAUGGGGUGAAGGCCACCUAUCACCAGUAGCUCUGGACACCCUGGAUGGACUGUUGGGAAAGUCUGUCUGGUCUCUGUCAUUUGAUGUAUCAAGAAGGAGACCACUGUCCAGUGGGGCCUUGCAUAUCCAUCUGCCCAAAGCAGAAGCUAGACCAGAUGGCCUUCCAAGGUUUUUAUCAGUUCUGGGAGUCUUGUCUUGUGGUCAAAUUCCCUUUCUGGUUUAUUAGAGUAAAUCUGUGUUUUCUCUGUUCAUGUAGAGACUUCAGAAUGGGACAAAGGAUGUUUCUGUCACCAGGUAUGAAGCUUCUCUAGACAGAGGACAGGGAGAGAUGGCUUCUCAGUCAGCUGAAAACUAAAACUGUAAAAAUGAAGCCUUGAAGCCUUUCUCUAAGUUAACGGUGGCCGCUCCAUGUCAUAGUCUUGUUUCUCUGAAUCCCCUCCUGGGACGGGCUGGCACAUUCCUCUGAGCUGAUGUCAACAGGAAUAUGUACCAGUUAGGAGCCUUUAUAAGCAAACUUCUCUUUAGCAGAGGCAACAUUCCUCAAGCUAGGGAACUGGGACCAGAGAAGUACCAGACUUGUUAGCAGAGGCGGCAAUGCCUGUACCCAGGGGAGUGGUUGGGAACCCUGUGUGUGAGUGAUGAGUUGCUCUGCUGUGCUCUGGAGUGCUUGGACCUGGGAUAGCUCCUGUCGGCCCUGCCUGUUCUGUUUGGCUGGAGUGUCCAGUGGGUGUCAGCCUAGGUGAGAUAACCACGGUUUGUUAGAGAAGCCGGCUCCUGUGAGUCGAGCGGAGGUCUUCUGGGCCAGUUCAGGAUUUUGACUUGGGGUCCUAGGUGGUCUGUGACAUAUAACUUCCUCCCCUUCACUGUUCCUGCCUGGCUGUGUUAUUGGAAUAGGUGUCUGUGUAUGUGUCCGGGACCAAGUUCCAGCCAGGCUAGUGUCAGAGAGAAAUAACUUUCAAAUGGAUGGAUCAUGUGUCAUGUCUCGAGACUAGCUUUGUAGGGCUUAUUGCUUUAUUCAAAACCACUCUCACUGCAGCUCCCUGAUACAGAAUUCAAGAUUAAAGAAGUUCACAUGUGGAAAUGCAGACAUUGACUAAUCGAGGUAGUGUCUUUUAUGUAAAUAUAUAAAUAAGUUUGGGCAUUGAAAUGUAAACUGUACAUUUUUCUCCUCUGUGGGUUUAGCCAUUUCAGUAAUAUAUUUGUUUA
Messenger RNA from Bubalus bubalis (water buffalo), 2819 nucleotides. RefSeq names its product DENN domain containing 11 (gene DENND11). The record is from RefSeq and is a predicted model, not a curated record. The coding region runs from base 28 to 1377 and encodes 449 amino acids. The transcript is spliced from 9 exons. Lineage: Eukaryota; Metazoa; Chordata; Mammalia; Artiodactyla; Bovidae. Gene Ontology annotation, cellular component: cytoplasm.